AUGGUAUCUAGUUUCCCAGCAAUUCCACAUGGCCCACUCUAUUACAGGCAAGUGGAAAAUGAUAAGAUCAAGGCUCUGAAACUAUCAUGCGGCAACUUUGAUUCCUGCAUGAACUUGUCACAAACAUCCAUGAAUGACCUCCUUUGGUGGAUAGCACAUGUGGAAAGUGCUGAAACCCGCCUUAUUAGGAGUGACCCAGAGUUUGAACUCUACACUGAUUCUAGUGGGCAGGCCUGGGGGGCUCACAGGAAAGACACUGACAUCAAAGCAGGUGGUCCCUGGACAGCUUCUGAGUCCUCUCAGCAUAUUAAUGUGCUUGAGAUCAAAGCAUGCUUGUUUGGUCUACAGGCACUUUGCAAUGAGUGCAGAGACAUACACAUCAGAUUGCUGGUAGAUAAUACCACAGCUGUCACGUAUGUUAAGAAUAUGGGAGGUAGCCACUCACUACAGUGCAAUGAAGUCGCUAGGGAUAUUUGGCAAUGGGCAAUUAAUAGAAAUAUCUGGCUUACAGUGGCACAUGUACCUGGGGUAGCUAAUGUUAUUGCUGAUAGGGAAUCCCGUAAGAAAUAUCAGAGUGAGACAGAAUGGAUGCUGAAUCCCAUAGUGUUCAGAAAAUUGGCAUCAGAAUUUACUUUUACUGCUGACAUUGAUUUAUUUGCUUCAAGGCUUAACAAACAAAUUGAUAAAUUUGUCUCUUGGAAUCCAGAACCAGAGUGUGUUGGUGUAGAUGCAUUUACAAUGAAUUGGAGGCAUUUAAAUGGAUACAUUUUCUGCCCUUUCAGUGUAAUACCGAGGGUUUUACAACAAAUGUCCUCACAACAAGCAGAGGCAUUAGUGAUCCUGCCCAACUGGCCAACACAGCCGUGGUUUCCUACAGCCAUGCGCAUGCUGGUAGACAAGCCCCGCCUGAUAAACAAGCACAGAUGCCUGCUGACCUUACCGACUCAACCAAACAAGGUACAUCCGUUAUGGGACAGACUGGAACUUAUGGCCUGUCACCUCUCAGGCAUUACUACAAAACAAAAGGCUUUUCGGAAGACACUGUUGCAAUCUUAUGUAAAUCAUGGGCAGAUGGCACAGUCAAGCAAUACAGAACACAUUUCAACAGGUGGUUCCAGUUUUGCAAUGAACGGGAUACUGAUCCCUACAAUCCGGAUAUUUCAGAAGUUCUGA
Lingula anatina is the source of this 1173-nucleotide messenger RNA. RefSeq lists its product as uncharacterized. The record is from RefSeq and is a predicted model, not a curated record. Lineage: Eukaryota; Metazoa; Brachiopoda; Lingulata; Lingulida; Lingulidae.